AGUUUUGCGAUGUUUUAUCAACACGUCACAAAAAUUUUGUAUUUUGAUAAAAAAUGUGAGCACAAAAUUAGCCAAAAACAAACUACUUAAUUUAAAUUUUAGUUGCUUUAGCUUCCAAAAUAAUAUCAUCCACACAAUGGGAUUCCUCGAGGAUACAAUAAUUGUCUUUGUAUCCCAGGUGCUCUUCUUCACCGGUGGAUGGAUAUUUUUUGUGAAGCAACUCUUUCGCAAUUACGAGGUGCGAAAUAUCCUCGUUCAGCUCAUCUUCUCCCUCACAUUUGCCCUGUCACUCACAAUGUUUGAGUUGAUCAUCUUUGAGAUUGUGGGAUUCCUCGAGACGAGCUCACGCUACUUCCAUUGGCGUCUGGGGCUGACGAUGCUCUUGUUUAUGGUGGUGGCCCUCAUACCGUACUACAUUGCUUACUCCAGCAUAAGCAAUAUCCGUUUGGUGCCACAGAGAUGGGUAAUGCCACUCACCACAAUGCUGUGGCUCCUCUAUGUGUACGGAUUCUGGCGAAUUGGGGAUCCCUUCCCACUGCUGAGUGCCUCAAAGGGGAUUUUUACAAUUGAACAGGCUGUGUCACGUAUUGGUGUUGUUGGUGUCACCGUAAUGGCCAUCCUUUCGGGCUUUGGUGCUGUCAACUAUCCCUACACAAGUAUGACCUACUUCAUACGUUCCGUCUCCCAAACGGACAUCCUUGCUGUUGAGCGUCGCCUAAUGCUCACAAUGGACAUGAUGGUGCUCAAGAAGAAGCGCAUUGCAAUUGAUAGGCGUCGCACUAAGACAACUUCCACCAAAUCCGGCAUCUGGGGCAUGAUUAGCUCUGUCACCCAACGCCCAGCUGGGUCUGAGAACAUUGGACAACUCAGACUUGAGAUUUCAGCUCUGGAAGAGAUGUCCCGGCAACUUUUCCUCGAAGCACAUUCCCUGAAGAAUAUGCAGGAGCGCCAACGAUGGUCAAUGACACUCCAGGGGAAGUAUUUCAAUGUUCUGGGGCAUUUCUUCAGCCUCUACUGCAUGUGGAAGAUUCUCAUUUGCACAAUAAACAUUGUGUUUGAUCGCGUUGGGAAGAAAGAUCCCGUAACGCGUGGACUGGAGAUUGCUGUGCACUGGUGUGGCUUUGAAAUGGACAUUGCCUUCUGGAGUCAGCACGUCUCCUUCUUCCUAGUCGGCUGCAUUGCAGUCACCUCAAUCCGUGGACUCCUUCUCACCCUCACGAAAUUCUUCUACAAAAUCUCCUCGAGCAAAUCCUCCAACAUCAUCGUCCUUGUUCUCGCACAGAUAAUGGGGAUGUACUUCUGCUCAUCCGUCCUCCUGAUGCGGAUGAAUAUGCCCGCUGAGUAUCGCGUGAUCAUCACACAAAUCCUCGGUGGGCUCCACUUCAACUUCUACCACCGAUGGUUCGAUGUGAUCUUCCUCGUGAGUGCCCUCUCCACCAUCUUUGUCCUCUACAUGCUCCAUCGACCACCCGUUGUAGAUGAUUCACAAUGAAAUUCCAACAGAAACAGCAAAACAAAAACUUUUUGUUUCUUCUUUCCCUUUAGCUGUUACGACUAAAUUAUUUCACACAAAAAGAAAUACAAAAAAAAACCAAAA
Lutzomyia longipalpis is the source of this 1597-nucleotide messenger RNA. It is a transcript of the gene GPHR, whose product is annotated as Golgi pH regulator. Lineage: Eukaryota; Metazoa; Arthropoda; Insecta; Diptera; Psychodidae. The transcript has 3 exons. Gene Ontology annotation, cellular component: Golgi cisterna membrane. The record is from RefSeq and is a predicted model, not a curated record. Gene Ontology annotation, molecular function: voltage-gated monoatomic anion channel activity. Bases 137 to 1492 code for a protein of 451 amino acids. Gene Ontology annotation, biological process: intracellular pH reduction.